AGCCGCCAGCGAUUUGCCGUUGCCAAAUGUAGCUCGCCCGACGCAGCGAUGUGGCUGCGUGCCGUGCCGCUCCGGUGCAGGCACACCUUCAACCCGAGCAGAGGUUUUGCUCGGUCAAACCGAGGACGAACCUCGCCGCCCGCGCCCGCGCCCGCCGUGGAGCUGCCCACACUCACGCCCAAGGCGGAGGAGUCGAAGCUGAAGUUCCACGUGGAGCAGGACUUGUCGCAACUGGCGCGGUCUGAAGGCCCUUUGGCGCUUUUCAACAGCUUGGUGCAGAAGGGCCAGCUGCAAGAGGACGGCGAGCAGAGGCGGGUGCUGGAGGUUUUGAAUGCCAUCUUCUUCGGCGCCCCCAAGAGAACCUCCAAAGGUCUCUACCUGUACGGCAGCGUGGGCUGCGGAAAGACGAUGUCCAUGGACAUCUUCUACGCGGCCCUACAGAGCCACCCACAGGUGCGGGUGCAGAGGAAGCACUUCCAUGAGUUUCUCUAUGAUGUCCAGCGGCUGCUUCACCAGAUCAAGUUGGAGGACACAGACGGGGUUCAGACUGGCUUGGGCGUUCAGCGAGCUGGAGAGCGUAUUGCAGAUUCUGUGGACGUGCUUUGCUUCGACGAAUUUGCAGUGACCACCAUCCAGGACUGCUGCAUCCUGAUGCCACUCUUCAACGCCCUGUUCAGGCGCGGGGUCACGAUCAUCGCGACCUCCAACCGCGCCCCGGAGGACUUGUACACGGACGGCCUCAACCGGCAAGUCUAUCUUCCGCCAUUCCUGGACUUGCUGCGGGGGCACUGCAAAGUCAUCCGCAUGCAGAGCCAGAAAGACUAUCGCGCGGUCCAGUAUGAGAACAGCCCAGAUGCAGGCGUCUUCUGCUGGCCGCCAACGCUGGGCUUUGUGGACACCUGGUUCGAGAAGGUGGCGGGCACUUCCGGCGGCACUCCCGGCCACGUGCAGGUCGCCUAUGCCAGAACUCUGCCAGUGCCGCGGAUUUCCGCGUGCGGGGGCGUGGCGCGCUUCGCCUUCGGAGACCUCUGUCAGCAGCACCUGGCGGCGGACGACUACAAUUCCCUUUGCAGCCGCUUCCAUACCAUCCUGAUCGACGGCAUUCCGCGGCUUACGGUGGACCAGCACAACGAGGCGAGGCGCCUCACGCUGCUCAUUGAUUGCUGCUACGAGCACCAUACGCGGCUCAUCGCCAGCAUGGCAGGGCCCCCCGAGGAGAUUCUCGGGGGCCUCACUGAGCUGCAGAACAUCAGCAUGAGCACCCUGGGCUCCGGCGAGGCCGGCUGUGGCGAUAGCGACUCCGCCUCCUCUUCCAGCGGAGUGCUGAGUGCCAUCUCCCGCAUCAAGACGAGCAUCGAGGAUCGCAGCGACGCUGGCCACAGCGUGCCGGAUGCCGCGAUGCUGUUCUCCGGCGAGGGCCUGCGCAUGGAUAGAGUUCUGGAAUCCGAGAUCACUCGUGCCAGGUCCCAUGGGACGGAGGAUAUCUCCAUCUGGCGCCAGGACGGCGAAUCCGAAGGCCGACUCCAAGGAAUGCCGCAGGUCUCGAAAGGCUGGGAUGACCGACGCCGCAUCUCCCAGUUCACCUGGGAAUCCACCGAUCCAACCUCCGAGCAGCAAGCGAUCAAAGGGGUCUUCGUGGCCGCCGUGGCCUCUUUGAAGGAGAGUGGCUUCGCAGUGCACCGCUCCAUCUCGCGGCUGCGGGAGAUGCAGACGGUUGCCUUUCAGGAAGCUCACCGGGUGAAACAUGGGCUUUGAGUACCUCCCCUGAUGUGUAUGCCAAAAAGCUCGGAGCUGCGCGACACGGAGAUCCCUGGCACUUGGAUCGGCGAGACGGCGGAGUUUCGCGGCUCUCAGUUGUGACCCGGGAUUCGAAUGCAUUGUUUCCAUCUUCCAGACCGCGUCCAAGCUCAGUGGCGAGCAGCUCGCAAGUUGCGAGCCGGGACCCUGCCUGCAAAGUCAUGCGUGCCAGAUUUUCCGCUGCCCGAAGGCGUGCGCGC
This is a messenger RNA of Effrenium voratum, 1997 nucleotides long. Lineage: Eukaryota; Dinophyceae; Suessiales; Symbiodiniaceae. The record is from the annotation of a GenBank genome assembly.